Messenger RNA from Ostrea edulis (European flat oyster), 4590 nucleotides. RefSeq names its product regulator of G-protein signaling protein-like. The transcript is spliced from 20 exons. Lineage: Eukaryota; Metazoa; Mollusca; Bivalvia; Ostreida; Ostreidae. The record is from RefSeq and is a predicted model, not a curated record.
AUGAAGAAGCCGCCAAGUGCACCUGUCAGUUAUAUGAAGAAGCCGUCAAGUGCACAUGUCAGUUAUGAAGAAGCCAUCAAGUGCACCUGUCAGUUAUAUGAAGAAGCCGUCAAGUGCACGUGUCAGUUAUAUGAAGAAGCCGUCAAGUGCACGCACUCCAGACUUCUUCUGACCGAUGAGGACUUUGCGCUUUUACUGGAAGAUAGAUCUUUUGUCGAUUACUUCAACAUAUUCCUCACGUUACCGGUUUUUGGACAGCGGAUAAUUUACAACUUCAUUGAAAAGGUGUUUGUUUUUGAACCGCCAAUAAAGAAAAACAAUAACCAGAUAGACAGGUGCCGUGUAAUCACUUUCCUGAAACAGGAGCGGUAUCCACUAUUUCAGAGGACCAAUCUGUACAUUGAGUACCUUCUCUGUUGUCGUCUGCGAGAUGUGGAGGUGAAUUUUGAAUCAAGAACUUUUAAAGAGGAUCUCGAGAAGAAUUCACACUUUGCCCGCAAUGUUCUGGGAAACGUGCUUGGGAUGCAAAUGUUCCGAGAUUUCAUCAAGGGGACAGCUGGUGAAAACGUAUUUCGAUGCUGGAUAGAAAUUGAGAAAUGGAAAUUAUUAGACGGAGCUCUGCCCCAUAAGACAGAGAUGGCCCACAGCAUCAAAAUCACAUACUUAUCCCAAGGUUCUCCUUGUAAUCUCACAACCCGGGGAAAACAACUCGUCUACAAAGGGAACAUCAACUUUGAAAUGAUACAUGAGAAAGAUAUCGAAGAGGAAAUCCUGGCGGCAGUUUCGCACAUGGAUGCGCAGUACACGGUCGAUACACUUGAUGCAUUCGACAAUCUUCAGAUAAUUCUCCUGUCAGCCCUGAGACGAUACUGGGUUCCACGAUACUUUAUCCACCUCUACCAUACUGUGUCGCCACAAACUCUUGCCUUUCUAAACAACGAGACUCCCUUUGAUAUAUAUACUCUAUUACCACAACACCGGAAACUGCGCAGUCCAGUCAGCUCACCGGGUAUCUACAGCGCAAAGUCUAACAGUCCUGGGUCGCUUUCUACACGAAAGCUAUUCUCCAGUAAUAUUGACAAGCCCAAGAAGUAUAAGUACAGUGUUCCAAAUAUUAGUACGCAGAUUCCUAUUGAUGCUCAAUUCUCCACUGCCUCCUCCGAGAAAUCCUCCGAGAUAUUUCUCGAACCGAAACAAGUCACAUCUGUUUGGAGUGGUAGGUCUAUAUGUUGAUUUCCUAGUAUUUACAUUAAAAGAGGCAAAUAUCUCCACUGCAUCAAUGACGAGAAAGAUGAAGCAAACGAUGUCGGCGAUCUGGAGAGAUGGGGAAAGUCCUCUCGCUUUUUCGGGAAUUCUCCAAUGCACUAUACCAUUCCCGUAUACGUAACUUCUUACGUUGUGGGUCGCCGACGAUUGGGUUUUAAUCAUGUUUCACAGGAUACAAACUUUAAAUCGAUGAUCGUGUUCGCCUCUGACGCAUUGGCUGGAUCUCCAUUCGGUCAAACUCUUCAGAAUCGCGGAUUAAUUAAGAAAAAUUGCAUGUUGGGUUUCUGGAAAGAUGUCCGCCAUUACCUGGAUGCCGAUGAGAAGUAUCUGGAUCCAUAUGGAAUACCUAUGAAACAGAAACUGGCGAGACAGAUUACUGAAAAAUAUCUCGCUUUUGAUGACAAUCCGGAGUGCAUUUUCCCUGAACAUCUGAAAAUACCUAUUUUUCAGAGUCUGAACUCACAAUAUGACACAACAAUGAUAACAGAUGCACAGGAUAUUAUUUUGCAGGUACUAGCAGAAUCUUGGCAAGAAUAUGCAAGAGAAGAUAGAACAUUGUUCCUAAUUAAUGUUUGCAACUCAUUGAUCGACAGAAAUGUGAUAAAGAUGUCCGCCACAAAGUGUGAUCAGGCUGACCCAACAGAAAUGAUGAAACAUGGAUUGCAGGACUCUCCUGCGAAAAGUAAAGCAUUGACUACGCCAUGUGCUCGUGUGACGGUAGGGGCCCCAACUCUUACGGACGAGCACUCGAUGAAAUCUUUGGAGUACGCAAUACUUUGUGAUGAAUAUGGGCGUGUUGGGAUGUCUUCACUCACGUCCUCCACGCUUGGUGACUUGAUAGGCGUGAUGUAUAGCGACUACGGCAGUUUACGUAUCAAGAGAGAACCAGUCAAACGGCAUGAAUUUCUUCACAAUCUCCUCAACAAGCCAAAGAUCGACAUUGAAACUAUUAAGGUCUCCCGCCUAGGGAUUCUGGCCACACCGGAAGUGACUGCUAUAGAGAAGGCUCAUUACCGGUCAAUUCUCCGGAGACUCGUGAUCCGCCGGCGUGGGAUCGUUAUAGAGAGACCACCUAGGCCAAGAAAUUUAUUGGAUGUUUUGCAUGACUCAAACCACUACGAGUUCUUCAAAAGAUUUAUGAUGAGUAACGACAUAACCCAGCCUUUACUGCUCUGGAAAUAUGUGGAGGAUCUAAAGGAGGCGAAGUCUACUAGAGUCAUCAACAAUCUCAUCUCUACCAUAUACAGAAAAUUCUUUAGCAGCAGCACCAAGCAAGGUCUCUUACAGGAUUGCAAUGAUGAAAUUCUCCGCCAGAUAUCCACCAUGGAGCGGAUACCUCCAAGUGUUCUCUACAUAGCGCAGACUAGUGUUCUCCAUUACAUUGAAAGAAAAUGGUUCCCGAAAUACUUGGAGACCUACCCAAUAGAUGAGGAUAUUGCACCCCCCGAGGACACGGUUGAACCAGACCUAUCAUAUCCUAAUCUCGCCGACCUGCAAGAAAUCGUUCCCAAAGAGGUAGCGCCUGUCAAGAAGAAAUCACGGAAGAAGAAAAAAACGUUACACUUAUGGCGUGGAUUUGUAAAUUUGAUCAUAGAAUUUAUGAAAGCCUUGAAAAACAAGUAUGAAUACAAGCUAUUCGAACUUUACCUUCGCCGUGAAAAAGAAAAGGAUUUGGCAAGUAAGAGAACCUCUAAACCAGCAAAGUUCUUGACAGAAGGAACCCAAUUUAAUUUUUCGUCUAAACCCAUCGUCAGCAAACUGGUGGCGGACCUCAACUUCUGGAAUGAAGAACAAAAGUUCAAAAAGCUCGUUGAUGAGAUUAGAAACGGGGAAAGCAGUACUAAACAGGACAUGGAAUUUCUGCUCAGAAAAGCCAACACCAUCAUUGACUGUUACCUCGCCUCGGAAGUCUUACCACGUGUCCAGAUUAAUGUUUCGAAUGACGUGGCGAGCUAUAUCGCCUUUUCCGUCACAAAGUUGGGGCCGACUAGGAGCCUGUUUCACAGCGCCAUGGUCCAAAUAUUUCCAAUACUAUACUUCUAUUGGAAAAGAUUUCGAGCGGAAUGGUUACAGAGUAACGAUCCCAAGACGUUUUAUUGUCGUUUGAAGGAAAAGUUGAUUGCUCCUUGGGUAACCUCCAUGCCCCACAAAGACAUGCGCGGAAUUGAUUACCUAAAAGUCAGGGAGUCGCAAUGCGAAAUGAUUCCAGUCAGUCAAAACGUAGAACAUCCUUAUCGAAUAACUUUCAAUGUGAUGGGAGGAAUUCGCUAUAUGUUCGCAAAUAAACCAAUGCCGAAACAGCAAAAGGUGCCCUUGAUUUUAAACGAACCAUGCACGCGGAAACAGCGGUCGCAAAGAGAAAACGUCAGCCCUUUGCACAAAAUACAAUGGGAGCAUCCUACUCACGGCAAACACAUGAAUUUUAGGGAUGAAAUAAAGAAGAAAAAAAGCAAAACUUUCCUCGAAGAGGAAGAGGGUGAUCAAAAUCUGGAUCAGGGGGACGGAAAAGCAGGCGUUCAAAAAAAGAAGAGAAACAAAAAAUCUGCAAAAGCGGAGUCAAAAGAGUUGGCUGGAACUAAGUCCCGCUGGAAAGGACAGUCCACUGUGACGAUGAACCAGCGGAAGAAGGCUUUUCAACAACUAGUCUACAAACAUGUGGAUAAGCUGACCAAAGGAAAUACGCCCCAAACCACGCGUCUACCCACAUUUGACAAAGCUCUAUAUGCGGCCUUUGCAGCACAAACUCAAUCUGAACUCACUGAUGACGCUUGAUCCACAGGGGCUUGUGUAGAAAAAUCAAGACCCCCCCCCCCCCCCCCGGUGAAAACUACACAAGCCCCUGUGCCCGAUCCAUUAAUCUAAUGCUAAAGAAAUGUGUACAAGUUAUUUCCAGUGUCUGUCCUUUAUCAAAUUCUUCUUGAAUUAGUAAUAGAUCCUCGUGACAUGAAAUUAUCAGUUAUAAUCUUUUUUUUUUAUGGAAACUUUCUUUUCUUUUUUGAAUAAAAAUUCAACUGUAUACCAUACUUUACAUGUAAUUGAUCAACUACAGCGUGAAUGUUUAUGCAUGAUACACUCACGCUUAGCUGCAGCUCUCUGAAAAAAAUAUUGGGACGGUUCCGUCUCAAUAUUUUUAUACCCCCCCCCCCCCGCGAACGAAGUUCAGGGGGGUAUAUAGGAAUCACUCUGUCUGUCUGUCUGUCUGUCCGUCUGUCUGUGCAGAUUCGUGUCCGGGCCAUAACUUCUUUGUUCUUUGACAUAGGCAUACCAUAUUUGGCACACAGGUGGAUCACCAUGAGACGAUGUGUCGAGUACCUUCAUGACCUC